Prunus armeniaca (apricot) is the source of this 396-nucleotide messenger RNA. Lineage: Eukaryota; Viridiplantae; Streptophyta; Magnoliopsida; Rosales; Rosaceae. The record is from the annotation of a GenBank genome assembly.
AUGAAAUUCCACCAUCCCUGCUCCCCCCCCGCCCCCCAAUACAAGGCUAAGCCUGAUGAGUCCAAAGCUUUUGCUGUUAUUGAGAAUCCUUCUAGACCUCACUUGUGCAGACAGCGGCAGACUUUGGGAUUGAGAUGGUGCCCUGUGCUGUGGCCUUGUGUUUAUUUCCAAAGUUGGAAAUUUCAUCUUUGCUUGCACCUUGCACCAAGAGGUUGCUCAAGUGCUUCUCACACUGCCAUGCAUAUUCAUUUUCCCAACUGGAUUUGCUAUAUGGGAUUCUAUUUCAGCUUUUUUAUGGGUUGGUGGGAAGCUGGACUGCUUAUCUCAUUAGUCAACUAUAUGUUGAGUACAGAACUACAAGGGAAAGAGCAAAGGUUGAUUUUAGGAAUCAUGUAA